CCUUCCCGUGUCGAAUCACAAUGCUGGUGGUCCGUAAACUCUCACGUUCUAGAUUUGAGCAGUAUGCUACGUCGUUGCUCUUCUCACUUCUAGUUCCUUAUUCAAAACCCUAUGGCCAAAACUUUAGAAAAUUCUUGCAUCCUUCGACGAAAUUGUUUAGGCAUUUCUCUUCAGCAACUGAACAAAAUUUGCCCCUCUCUCGUGAUGGUAAUUAUGAUGAAGGCACGUCACAAUCUCUUCUUAUCUGCCCCGGUUGUGGGGUUUCUAUGCAGGACUCCAACCCAAAACACCCUGGUUUUUUUAUUAAACCCUCUCAGAAGGAUUUGGCAUAUAGAUUGUAUACUCAUCUUGAACCCGUUGCCCAAGUGCCUGAAUUUUCCAACUCUAUCAAAAUGGGACUCGUUAUUGAGCCUGAAAAGCUUGACGGUGGUGUCCGCUUGCACGCGAAAGCGGACGAGCCGUUGGUCUGUGCACGCUGCCACUCAUUGAGGCACUAUGGAAAGGUAAAGGAUCCGACAGUGGAAAAUUUGCUGCCAGAUUUUGACUUUUAUCAUACGGUGGGAAGGAAGUUGGCUUUGACAACUGGAUCUCGGUCCGUGGUUGUGAUAGUCGUUGAUGCAGCGGAUUUCGAUGGGUCAUUUCCUAGGAAGAUUGCAAAUUUAGUGUCUAAGACAAUUGAUGACAACUCUUCUGCGUGGAAGCAAGGCAAGUCAGGAAAUGUGCCUAGAGUGGUGCUUGUGGUAACGAAAAUUGACUUGCUGCCUAGUCCUUUGUCACCUACAAGAUUGGAGCAUUGGAUUAGGCAAAGAGCAAGAGUGGGUGGAGUGAAUAAGAUUACUAGCAUGCACAUGGUGAGUGCACUGAAAGAUUGGGGUCUGAAGAAUUUUGUGGAUGAUAUUAUUGAUUUGGCUGGACCUAGAGGGAAUGUGUGGGUUGUUGGGGCACAGAACGCGGGAAAGAGUACAUUAAUAAAUUCCAUCGGAAAGCAUGUUGGAAGGAGGAUAACACAUCUGACUGAAGCACCUGUACCAGGAACUACGUUGGGAAUUAUUAGAGUGGAAGGUAUUUUAACAGGUCAGGCAAAACUGUUUGACACACCUGGCCUGUUGCACCCUUUUCAGAUCACACCGAGGUUGACAAGGGAAGAACAGAAGCUUGUGCACAUUGGCAAGGAGUUGAAACCUAGGACAUAUAGAAUCAAGGCUAGUCAAACGGUUCACGUGGCUGGUUUAAUGAGAUUGGAUGUGGAAGAAACAUCCCUCGAUUCUGUUUAUGUCACGGUCUGGGCAUCUUCUUUACUUCCAUUGCACAUGGGUAAAGUAGAAAAUGCAUGUAAAAUAUUGCAGGAUCAUUUUGGGCGCCAGCUACAGCCACCAAUAGGUGAGAAACGAGUUCAAGAGCUGGGGAGUUGGGUGAGAAGAGAAUUCCAUAUCAGUGGGAACAGUUGGGACUCAAGUUCUGUAGACAUUGCGGUUGCUGGCCUUGGCUGGUUUGCCGUUGGACUGAAAGGGGAUGCAGUGGUAGGCGUUUGGACAUAUGAAGGAGUUGGUGUUGUCCUUCGAAAUUCUUUGAUUCCUCAUAAAUCUCAUAAUUUUGAAGAUGCUGGGUUCACAAUCUCCAAAAUUGUCUCCCAGUCUGACCGAGCUUUAAAUAAAAGUGGCACCAACCAAGUAACAGAGGCGUCUGUUUGGGGGAAAGUUGAGUUAUCAUCACGUUUUCAAUAUAGGAAAUGGUAGAUCGGCAAUCAAUUUCCGAGUGCAUGCAGGGAAGAUGGUUUGUUGAGGCAUGGAUCAAAUGCCUACAAAAAUUCUUACCACAAAAGUAUGUCAUCUGGCUGUUUAAUGUUUGUCAUACUCGGAUUGAGGGAAUUAUCUCUCUUUAAGUUUUGCACUGCAAA
This is a messenger RNA of Prosopis cineraria, 1897 nucleotides long. RefSeq names its product GTP-binding protein BRASSINAZOLE INSENSITIVE PALE GREEN 2, chloroplastic. The record is from RefSeq and is a predicted model, not a curated record. NCBI's taxonomy places the organism in Eukaryota, Viridiplantae, Streptophyta, Magnoliopsida, Fabales, Fabaceae. The coding region runs from base 21 to 1736 and encodes 571 amino acids. Gene Ontology annotation, molecular function: GTP binding. Gene Ontology annotation, cellular component: mitochondrion. The transcript is spliced from 3 exons.